Molecule: messenger RNA, 2148 nt
Organism: Daucus carota subsp. sativus
Lineage: Eukaryota; Viridiplantae; Streptophyta; Magnoliopsida; Apiales; Apiaceae
Product: purple acid phosphatase 23
Exons: 8
Coding region: 182-1825 (547 amino acids)
Molecular function (GO): acid phosphatase activity; metal ion binding
Source: RefSeq, a predicted model, not a curated record
UUUCAACUCUUUAAACUGAAACCAUAUCUACAUCAUCCAAGGAAUCUACAAUGGUAUAUCCAAUUUCAUCCUUGUACUUCCCAAAACCUCAUAGUGACUGAUAAUUAAACAAAUCCUCAAUCAUCAAACACAAGAUUAUUACAUUAAUGUAAACUAAUCAGUGCAAGAAUAUUUUACCUCAAUGGAAAUUUGUAAAAUUUGUUCAGCUCUAGUUGUGCUCUUGAUCUUAGCAGAUGUGGUUGCAUGUAAACAUUAUAAGAUUCCCACCACUUUAGAUGGCCCUUUCAAGCCUAGAACUCGAGCUUUCGAUCCGUGUUUGCGUCGAGGUAGUGAUGAUGUGCCAAUGGAUGAUCCUAGGCUGAAGAGGAAUGUGACUUCAAAUUUUCCUGAACAGAUUGCUAUUGCAGUAUCAUCUCCAACUGCAAUGUGGGUUUCUUGGAUUACAGGGGAUGCUCAGAUUGGACUAAAUGUUACUCCACUGGAUCCAUCUAGUGUUGCUAGUGAGGUGUGGUAUGGGAAGAGAAGUGGCAAGUAUUCGAUGAAGCGGACUGGGAGUUCAACAAUUUACAAUCAAAAUUACCCCUUUGAGGGGCUCCUCAAUUAUACAUCCGGCAUAAUUCAUCAUGUCAAGAUUGAUGAUCUUGAGCCUGGAACAAAGUAUUAUUACAAGUGUGGUGAUAGUUUCUUGAAUGCUAUGAGUCAGGAGCAUGUGUUUAAGACCUUUUCAGUACCUGGACCAGACAACUAUCCUCGUCGAAUAGCAGUGAUUGGUGACUUAGGUCUCACAUUGAAUUCCACGACAACCAUCAACCAUGUUAUACAGAAUGAUCCUUCGAUGAUCCUUUUUGUUGGAGACUUGACCUACGCGAAUCAGUACCUUACAACUGGUGGCCAAGGAGCUCCCUGCUAUUCUUGUGCAUUUCCUGAUGCGCCCAUCAGAGAAACCUACCAGCCACGAUGGGAUGGUUGGGGAAGGUUCAUGGAGCCAUUGACCUCAAGAGUCCCUAUGAUGGUUAUAGAAGGAAACCACGAGAUCGAGCCUCAAGCUGAUGGAAUAACUUUUCAAUCAUACUUAACAAGAUUUGCAGUUCCCUCAAGUGAAUCAGGCUCCAACAGCAACUUCUUUUACUCUUUUGAUGCUGGAGGAAUCCAUUUUGUCAUGUUGGGGGCAUACGUCAACUACAAUGCCACUGGUGCUCAGUUUUCAUGGCUCAAGAAAGAUCUUAAACGGUUUAACCGUGGUGUCACCCCUUGGUUAGUAGCUGUCUGGCAUCCUCCUUGGUACAACAGCUAUUCGUCACAUUAUCAGGAAUUUGAAUGCAUGAGACUUGAAAUGGAAGCCAUUUUAUACGAAUAUAAAGUUGAUAUUGUCUUUUCUGGUCAUGUGCACGCGUAUGAGCGGAUGAACAGAGUUUACAACUAUACAUUAGAUCCUUGCGGACCAGUGUACAUAACAGUUGGAGAUGGAGGGAACAUUGAGAAAGUUGAUGUCGAACAUGCAGAUGAUCCUGGUAAGUGCCCUUCACCUGGAGACAAUAUGCCAGAAUUUGGCGGAGUAUGCCACAUGAAUUUCACUUCCGGCCCUGCCAAAGGGAAGUUUUGUUGGGACAGACAACCGGAGUGGAGCGCCUACAGAGAGAGCAGCUUCGGACAUGGAUCACUUGAGGUUAUGAAUUCUACGUAUGCAUUAUGGACAUGGCAUAGAAAUCAGGAUGUGUACGAGGAAGAUAGCCAUGGCGACCAAAUAUACAUUGUACGACAGCCUCAUAUAUGCUUGAAAACUCCACAGCAUGGUGCUGAAAGCAGCGAAUUGGGAGCUUCCUGAACUCUUUUCUUCGUUUCUUUUCUUGUGCCUGGCGUUUGAAGAGACUAUAGAUUUAUUUGAUUGUACAGCUUUGAGGAAUUCAAGGACCAUGAGUAAUAUGCUUAAGGGUACCUGUGCUCAGAGUAUCUUUAUAGUUUAUAAUGAUGUACGUAACUUUAAAGUUGUGUUCACUUGGAGUGAAUGGAAUGAAGGGAGAAUGAAAUAAAUUUUGUACUCUAAAAUGGUGUUGAUCAAAGGUUUCAUUCCUUCAAUCAUUCUCUUCCUACUAUUUUAACUAUAAUUGUAACCCACAUGUUUUGGAAGGAAAGCUCGUUCCAUUUCUA